ACAAAUAAAAAGGUAAAAAAGUACAAAAGAAAAAAAGAAGAAAAAGAAAAAUCAGUGCUCUGAGUUUGAGGGUUCUUUCAAUGGCCAUUGCAGGAAAAGCUUGUACACUUACCAUUCUUAUCAUCUUGUGCUUUGCAUUGGCCUACUGUGAGGCUUAUGCCAAGGGUGUGGUCCGUGGAGUUCCCGAUACAUUCCGUGGUUCUAAUUUAGCUCGGCAUGACGUUCUUGCUCCUGGUGAGAAAGUUUUUAAUGUAUUACAAUUUGGAGCCAAGUCUAAUGGAAGGAAAGACAAUACCCAGGCUUUCAUCCAAGCAUGGCGUGCCGCAUGCGACUUCAAGGGACCAUCAAGGCUUCUCAUUCCCGGAGGGAGUUUCUUAAUAUCUCAGGUUGUGUUUGGAGGGCCAUGCGGUGGCACAACUCCCAAAGUUGUUCAAAUUCUUGGGACCCUGAAAGGAUCAACUGAUAUCAGUGAAUAUCCUGAAGCUUAUUGGAUCGUGUUCGAAUCCAUAGUUGGCUUGGUUGUUACAGGUUCUGGAAAAGGCAUUCUUGAUGGUCAGGGUGAUUCUGUUUGGAAAUACAAUGACUGUAGCCAUAGUAGCGAUUGCCAGCCACUCCCCGCUAACUUAAGACUCAACAAGGUCACAAAUGGAGUUAUAAGAGGCCUCACUUCCCUUAACAGUAAAGGGGUUCACGUGUUCAUCACUAACUGCGAGAUCAUAAGGGCACGCAACCUUCACAUAAAUGCCCCCGCAGAUAGCCCGAACACUGAUGGCAUUCAUGUUAGCCAUUCCAACGAUGUGAGAAUAGCCAAAUCUACCAUUCGCACUGGUGAUGAUUGCAUCUCUAUUAUCCAGGGAGCCACCAACAUUCGCAUCAACAAAGUAACCUGUGGCCCUGGACAUGGCAUUAGUGUGGGUAGCCUUGGCAAGUACGAAAACGAGGAGGAUGUGAAAGGCAUCACUGUGAAAAAUUGCACGAUGGUUGGCACAGAAAAUGGAAUUAGAAUCAAAACAUAUCCAGGAUCGAAAGAGAGUUCAGCAUCGUCCAUGCUUUUCCAGGACAUCAUCAUGAACAAUGUUAAGAACCCCAUUAUCAUAGACCAAGGCUACUGCCCAAAAUCAAAGUGCAGCAACAAAGCGCCAUCGAGCGUAAGGCUCAGUGACAUUCAUUACAUAAACAUUAGGGGAACCUCAAGCACGCCAAAUGCAGUAGAGCUCUUUUGCAGCUCGCAGUAUCCUUGCCAAAAUGUUCAGUUGUAUGACAUAGAUUUGAAGUCGCAGCAGAGGGGGCCGACUGCCGCUUCGUGCACAAAUGCAAAAGUACGGUUUGGUGGAACAAUGAACCCACCACCUUGCAAAUAGGUGCCUAGCAGAGUUGAAAUUACACCUCCAGCCCCUUUGACUCUAUAAAAGUAUCAUUUUGUAUUAGUAUAUAAUGAAGGUCAAUUGGGUAUAAUAUCCCCAUACACUACAUAUAUGGACCUCAGAAUGAAAAUCGAAAUCGAGAAAAUAUUCUUAUUUUUGUAGCCUGGUUGUAUAAGGAAUUAAUCAACUUAUUAACCAUGAGCUCGGAACAAGUUUGAAAUUUUUAUCUGAUAUAGACCUCAAUUCCGAAAUGGAGGAUUAGAUUUUAA
Messenger RNA from Quercus lobata, 1633 nucleotides. RefSeq names its product exopolygalacturonase-like. The transcript has 5 exons. Gene Ontology annotation, biological process: carbohydrate metabolic process. Lineage: Eukaryota; Viridiplantae; Streptophyta; Magnoliopsida; Fagales; Fagaceae. Bases 81 to 1361 code for a protein of 426 amino acids. The record is from RefSeq and is a predicted model, not a curated record. Gene Ontology annotation, molecular function: polygalacturonase activity.